AUGAUAGAGAAUAACCCGGAAGGAAGUUAUGCAAGUAGAUUUAAGAAGUGGUCUAGAGAGAAAUCUGUAAAGAAUCAAAAAAUAAGAGUAGCAAAGAAUGAGAAUCUUAAAGGAUGCGAUAAAUAUAGCCGAGGAAAAUUUUUAGACCCAGGGGUUAUAGUAGGAGUGGGUCUAAAGGAUUCAUAUAUUGUCGGGUUAGAUAAUGGAAGAUACGUGAAGAAAAGAUACUAUUAUUUAAAGGGAUUGGGUACGAAAGAACUGUUGAGAGCAGGAGACUAA
This is a messenger RNA of Vairimorpha ceranae, 279 nucleotides long. RefSeq lists its product as hypothetical. Lineage: Eukaryota; Fungi; Microsporidia; Nosematidae. The record is from RefSeq and is a predicted model, not a curated record. Bases 1 to 279 code for a protein of 92 amino acids. The transcript has a single exon.